UCACUUUCAGUCACUCUGCUAACACUUAUUUGUUCUCAGUUAUUACUUUGUUUGUUCGCCAAUUGUGAGCUGGACUGCAAAAAGAUGCGAGCCAAGGCCACAAGUUUGGCUGUCAGUUGCUGUCGUCUCACAUUUCCCAGUCUCGACAAAGGCUAUGCAGAAUGUCGCAAAAGUCUGAAUUUGCCCAAAAAUCGUCGCUUCACAUUUGUCGAGCAAUAUGCCAUCAAUACGUGCGUAGAGGAAUGCAACUACAUCAGCUCUGGCUACACUGAAAUCGAUCCGCCUUUUCAUCUGGACAUUGGCAACGUCAGGCUCAACUUGGAGAACACAAUGCCGUCGCCACAAGCGAUAUCCGUGCCCUUUUUGGUCGAUGCCUUUACCAAAUGCAGCGUAUUUCGAGCACAGCAUGGCAAGCUCUUUAAGAUGCAGCUGCCGGAUAUUGAAUUCAUCACGGAUGACUGUAACUCCUUUGCCCUGGACGUGACCAUCUGUGUGCGCAUCCACGCAAUGCAGAAAUGCCCCAAGGAGUUCUACAAGCACGACAGCAGCGACUGCCAAAUGGCAAAAGAGUAUUUCACGCACUGCGUGGACGAUAUUGAAGCGAAUAUAUCGUACUGA
This is a messenger RNA of Drosophila nasuta, 618 nucleotides long. It is a transcript of the gene Obp85a, whose product is annotated as Odorant-binding protein 85a. The coding region runs from base 85 to 618 and encodes 177 amino acids. NCBI's taxonomy places the organism in Eukaryota, Metazoa, Arthropoda, Insecta, Diptera, Drosophilidae. The transcript is spliced from 5 exons. The record is from RefSeq and is a predicted model, not a curated record.